GGAGUGUGGCUCCUCCUGGCGGCACCGGCCCUCUUCUGCCGCUGGUUCUGUCUUCCCUUGUGACAUAAAUACCUGUGUGUUAGAGAAAAAGGUGCUUGUGAGUGCUGUUGUUACAAGCCAAGUUGUCACGCGUUAGUGAGAUGAGUGACAGUGACGAGCGGGACUACGGUCGAGGCUACAACAGCGACAAGCGUAGCAGCAGUAGCAGCAGCAGUAAUAACAGAAACGCUUAUGGCUACGGCGGAGGCGGCUACGAGAGCUCGGACAGCAACAAAGAUGACAAGUACAACAGCGGCUACCACGAUGGCGGAUCAUGGGGCAAGGAUGACGACGACGAGGACGACGACCGUGGUCGUGGUGGGUACGAGUUCACCUACAGCGACCAAGGUCACCCGGACAGCCCCGGCAGUGACCGGGGAGUCUUCGCCAGCUGCAGACGGAGCAAAAGUGUCAGUAGCCACAGUAGCAAAAGGAGUAUCGGAGAAAUAGGAGGGUUCGAAGUCUCGUAUCACAGGGAAGAGAAGAGCAGCGACUGGAGCCCGAAGAGAUGUAGGAAGUCCCGAGACAGUAGCAGCCGGAGCAGCAGCCAAGAGAGCGACAGAUAUCGCUUCAGGUUCGGUGAGAACGACAGCGACGACGAGAAGCGUAGGAAGCGGAAGCACGCGGCGGCGGCGGCCUCCUACUUGGAGGAGGAGUCCGGUAGAUCUGGACACAACGACUUGCCCUGCUGUUGUGUCGUGUUGUGAAGGGUCACGACGACAUCAUCUGCUGUUAUGAAGUGGUCAGGAGCCAUAACAACAUUCUCUACCGCUGGAGUGUCGUGCUGUGAGGAGCCAUGACGACCUCACAUUCAUUUUUGUCGUGCUGUAGGGUGGCCAUGAUAAUAUCGUCUGGUGUUGUGUCGUGCUGUCAAGGGCCAAGACGACAUCUGUUGUUGGGUCGUGAUAUGAGGACGUGACAACCUUCCUUAUUGUCGUGUUAUGGGGAGUUACAACGAUUUUUGCCUAUUUAUGUGUCGUGUCACGAACAGCUGUGAUGACCUUCCCUAUCGUUGUGUCGUGGUACAAAGACCUACAACGACCUAUCUUUCCUAUUGUUGUGCCGUAUUUUAUAACCCACGAAAACUUUCCCCAAUUGUUGUGAGGACCUUCGACGACCUUCCCUAUUGUUGUGUCGUGGUCUGAGGACCUACGACGACAUUUCCUAUAAUUGUGUUUUGAAGACCUAUGACGACCUGUUGUGUCGUUUCCUGAGGAGCUUCCGUGUGUUAUUCCGUGGGCUAAGACUAAACGACAUAGGCUUAAGAGCAAAGUGUGCCAUAUACAAAUAACUUAUUAUCAAUAAGACUUGAGAAUGGUCCAGGACGGACCGAAACGUCGUCGUCCCUUCACCUUCUAGUGUGUGGUCUGGUCAACUUAUUAUCAAGCUUGCAUAAUUAUAUAUACGGUAUAAAGAAACUCAGCAGUGAACGAAAUAAUUUAAUAGUAAACAUAAUAACUCAUCAGUGAUCGAAAUAAUUCAGCAGUGAACGAAAUAAUUCAGCACCGAACGAAAUAAUUCAAUAGUGAACGAAAGAAUUCAGCAGUGAACGAAAAAUUUAACGAUGAACGAAUAUAUUAAGCAGUGAACGAAAUAAUUCAGCUAUGAACGAACAAAUUACAGAGGUGCAAAGUGCCAUAUAAAAUAAAAACGAUGAACAAAUAUAUACAAAAUAUAUAAAGGAAAAAUAUUAAUUUAUUUCAGCACAAAUAACCGCCUUAAUGACAUAUCAGAUCAAAGAAUAACUCUAUUCUUUCAUACAUUCAUAGACGCAUCAAUCUUGGGAUGAAUAGUUUUUAGGCGAGUUUUUGUAGAGAUUUUGCUAACGUCUUUUCUGCCUAAAAUAGUUAAUAUGUGAUCUUUUAAACUAUAUUACUGUAUUUCACAUCAGCGUCUGUUUGAGCGAACUUUUAAGGGAAUAUGUCCACAGUGAAUAUGAAGUUUAUAUAUAUAUAUA
Messenger RNA from Procambarus clarkii (red swamp crayfish), 1996 nucleotides. RefSeq lists its product as uncharacterized. Lineage: Eukaryota; Metazoa; Arthropoda; Malacostraca; Decapoda; Cambaridae. The record is from RefSeq and is a predicted model, not a curated record.